Molecule: messenger RNA, 249 nt
Organism: Mesorhabditis belari
Lineage: Eukaryota; Metazoa; Nematoda; Chromadorea; Rhabditida; Rhabditidae
Source: the annotation of a GenBank genome assembly
AUGGGUUUAUCCAGACAAGAGACCGAAAAGUCGCACUCUUCAUCGAAACGCUCGCUUUUCACCGAAAACUCAUAUGACUAUGAUGAAGAAGAUCCCCGUCCAAUCCAGUGCACGUGGUUGCCUUGCUGUAUGGACCCUGAACAAGCCGAGUCGUUUGGUCACCAUGUCUCUGUUUUCAUGGUGGCACUCGUCGCGUUCGCCACAUUUUUUUGCGUCACGCUCAUUUUGAUUCUCGUUUUCAUGCUUGGA